AUGUCUGAUAACAAAUCUCAAUUCUACGAGCUUUCCAAUUCACCAGUUCCAGCUUGGGCAUUUACUGCAGGAUUGCUUGCCACAAAUGCUAUUAAGCCGCCAAUUGAAGUCCAAUUAGCUGCUGCAUCACGAGCCCAAACUUCUCGGCUACUCCCUGCAAUAUUGAAACCAUCCAAACCUAUCUCUCCUUAUCCGAAUGGCAUUCACACGUUGUUGUUUGGUUCAUUCAUUGGGCUUGGCGGAUUCAUGUGCUACGAUAAUGAUCCGGUCAACGGCUCGGGAUUGAUCAGUGCAUGGAGCUUUCUUUACUGUUUGGCCAACUCUCGUCGUGCCAUCUGGAGUUGGAAACUUUAUCCAAAAUUUCUCCUAGCAGGGGCUGGCCUAAAUAGUGUACUUUAUGGUGGUCGGUUCUUCGGGUUCUAUUGA
Molecule: messenger RNA, 426 nt
Organism: Ogataea angusta
Lineage: Eukaryota; Fungi; Ascomycota; Pichiomycetes; Pichiales; Pichiaceae
Exons: 1
Coding region: 1-426 (141 amino acids)
Cellular component (GO): mitochondrion
Source: RefSeq, a predicted model, not a curated record